AUGUCAACAGUCGGAAAAGGAAAAGGAAGCAGAGGAAAAGCAGCAAGCGCUAGCAAAACUUCAAGAUCACAAAAGGCAGGACUUCAAUUCCCAGUCGGUCGUAUCUCAAGAUUCAUGAAACACGGAAAAUACGCUGAAAGAGUCGGUGCAGGUGCUCCAGUCUAUCUUGCAGCAGUCCUUGAAUACUUGGCAGCUGAAGUUUUAGAACUUGCAGGAAAUGCAGCAAAGGAUUACAAGAAAACCAGAAUUGUCCCAAGACACAUUCAACUCGCAAUCAGAAAUGAUGAGGAACUAAAUCGCCUCAUGUCAAACGCUAUUAUUGCAAGCGGUGGAGCUGUACCGUUUAUUCACCAAGCUUUGUUACCUGUCGGAGGAGAAAAAGGCAAAGAAGAAGCAACUCAAGAUCUCUAA
Messenger RNA from Blepharisma stoltei, 411 nucleotides. The record is from the annotation of a GenBank genome assembly. NCBI's taxonomy places the organism in Eukaryota, Ciliophora, Heterotrichea, Heterotrichida, Blepharismidae.